AUGCCAACCAACCCGAAGCUCCGUGGCCGGAGCACAUCCUCAUCUUUGCCAAACGCCCGUAAGCGUAAGCUGAAGGGCCCUAUCCGAGUGCAAAGUGACAAGGCUACCCCAGCUGCUACAGCGGAGGACGAGCCGGCCACCGAGGAGCAGUCUUCCGACGAGCAGAUCACUGCUGAGCAGACUGCCGACGAACAAGCUGCCGACGAACAAGCUGCCGACGACCAGAUCACCGGUGAUCAGGCUGCUGACGAGGAGACCACGGACGAGGAGAUCAUGGACGAACAGAUCACCGAUGAGCAGACUGCCGAUGACCAGAUCGCCGACGAGCAGAUCACCGAAGGCGUCAGCGAUGAUGGUAUCAAGGACCAGGCUGCAACCGACGAGAUGGAGGCAAACACAUCCAUCACCGACACGCCCGCUAUCAACAUUGCAACUGACUAUUCCCAUGGCAGCGUGCCGAGCCGCCGAGCCAAGUACUUCGCCUGGAGCCUACUACUGCUGGCGCCCAUCGCACUUUUCGUGAAACUGCCGGCCUUCGUCUCGUCAGCCGUGCGACAUCUCAAGGCCUUCUUUCUCGAGCUGGAGCUCACCAACGCCAUCUCCCGCUUCAUGCGCUCGCUGGGGUACCUUUGUGUGAAUGCGAGACUGCUCUACGCCAUAUACCAGGAUCUCAUGGCGCUGUUGAUCGUUUUGCGCCCGGUUCCAAAUCUGCUCAAGGCCUACCGAUAUCUUCUGGCACUUUUGGAGGCCAUGCUCCAGGAUCUCCUGACACUUCUGGAGCCUAUCCAUCCCAUCCUGACGCUUCCCAACGCCGUAUACCGGCGUCUCCAGUCAUCCCUCAGUGCCUUCUACCGGCAUCUCCCGGCACGUCUGAGGCACUGCUCGCACCUUGCGCUACAGCCGCUCAGGUACCUUCACCAGGGUCUCCUGGCAGGUUUGAGGCUCUACAGCCGGGUGUGGAAAUGGGUUCUUAUUGCCUGCGUCAUAUGGCUGAGCGGUACCUACACCAUCACGUUCACUCUCCACCACAACCCGGGGCUCCUGUCGGAGACGAUCUGCCCCAUCCCCAUUGCCGCUCGCCAUCUGCCGCUCUGCCAACCGCUUCCACUGGAGGACAUCUGGCAUUCGAAGCUGCUCGUGCCCCAGGAUGAAUUUGCCACUAUCAUGGGGCGCCUCGGGAAAGACCACGAUCUUGCGCGGGAGUUGAUCGGCCAUCGUUCUGCCGUCCGUGACCUGGGCAUUCGUGUCAUGGGCAGCGCAUUGGAGAACAAAAACAAAAUCGCGGAAGCGCUGGAAUCCUUGAAGGAGCAGACCUGGACCACAGGCCGGUCCCUCUCUAGCUUUACGAGCAAGUUCACCGGCAUUGUCGAUACCCUCCAUGGUUUCGACAAAUACGCACUCCGUCUCAUUGAGCGCCGGAUCAGCGAUGGCCCGGACGGGCCCAACACGUUCAUGAGCUUCGUUCUGGCGGCACUAUACCCACUCACCGGCAUUAGAGCCCACCGCCCUAUUGGGGACGACAUCAAGGAGGUUUUCCGAAGCACUGCGGGCUUCAUGGCGAAAGAAAUCAACGCGCUAGUCAAUGACGUCGACAAGCUGGCAAGGGAGCUUGACGAUAUUCAAAGGUUUCUCACCACCGUCAAGAGUAACGUCGAGGGGGACAUCCGCCUGCUCCCAUCCCGUGAUAUCCUCGGGUUGUUGUGGGACCGCCUAGCGCCAAGGGACGACCACGCCUCGCUGUACGCGUCUCAGGACCCACGGACGCUGCUGAUGGAUCUUACACACCUCUACGAGGCGGCAUCGAUGGUCGUGGAUGACACCCUGGAAGCGCUUCUCCGUGUCCGGGUCGAGCUGGAGGACUUUGAGGUCGAGCGCAUCCAGUCUAGCCCCUUGCUCAAGCAGUACCCACUCGAGGUUAUGGCAUCUAGCCUCCGGAGCUCCAUGAAGAAGCUGGAGGCCGGCAAGCAGGCUCUCAAAACCGGCGGCAGCGGGACGAGGUUUGCGGAUCCGGUCGGGACCAACAAGAAUACCAGGUCGUGA
Chaetomium fimeti is the source of this 2040-nucleotide messenger RNA. RefSeq lists its product as uncharacterized. The record is from RefSeq and is a predicted model, not a curated record. NCBI's taxonomy places the organism in Eukaryota, Fungi, Ascomycota, Sordariomycetes, Sordariales, Chaetomiaceae. Bases 1 to 2040 code for a protein of 679 amino acids. The transcript is spliced from 2 exons.